UCCGCAGUAGCCGCUGGCGCCCCUUGGAGUACCUUAGUUUGCAGCUCAGUGUUGCGGUCUUCUCCCGGCUCACUCUCCGCUCCCGCUGGACCCUCGCAGCCGAUCAGGGGCGCGCUCACUGGCUCCGGUAGUGUUUCCGCGGCGGCCAUGGCCACGAAGAUCGACAAGGAGGCGUGUCGCGCGGCGUACAACCUAGUGCGGGACGACGGCUCGGAAGUGAUCUGGGUGACGUUCAGAUAUGACGGCGCCACCAUUGUCCCCGGCGAUCAGGGAGCGGAUUACCAGCACUUCAUUCAGCAGUGCACAGAUGAUGUCCGGCUGUUCGCCUUUGUACGCUUCACCACCGGUGAUGCCAUGAGCAAAAGGUCCAAGUUUGCCCUCAUCACGUGGAUCGGGGAGGAUGUGAGUGGGCUGCAGCGUGCCAAGACGGGCACUGACAAGACGCUGGUGAAGGAAGUGGUCCAGAAUUUUGCAAAGGAGUUUGUGAUCAGUGAUCGGAAGGAGCUAGAGGAAGACUUCAUCAGGAGUGAGCUAAAGAAAGCUGGAGGAGCCAAUUACGACGCUCAGACAGAGUAGCCUCAGCCCUGCACCCCAGAGCCAUCUGCCUGCUCCACCAAGGAGGAGACGGCCACCUCGAGUCACCAGCCCACCAGGGAGGAGAAGCCAUGAGAGGCGCCGGCGCUACCAGUGUGUGCAGCCCCCCCAACCUCCU
Messenger RNA from Acomys russatus (golden spiny mouse), 712 nucleotides. It is a transcript of the gene Cotl1, whose product is annotated as coactosin like F-actin binding protein 1. Gene Ontology annotation, biological process: regulation of actin filament polymerization. Gene Ontology annotation, cellular component: cortical actin cytoskeleton; site of polarized growth; actin filament. Gene Ontology annotation, molecular function: actin filament binding. Lineage: Eukaryota; Metazoa; Chordata; Mammalia; Rodentia; Muridae. The record is from RefSeq and is a predicted model, not a curated record.